This is a messenger RNA of Caenorhabditis angaria, 3082 nucleotides long. NCBI's taxonomy places the organism in Eukaryota, Metazoa, Nematoda, Chromadorea, Rhabditida, Rhabditidae. The record is from the annotation of a GenBank genome assembly.
AUGAUUUUAUAUAUAUUUUUGUUACUGUAUUCGAUACGAGAACAGUUUUUGAUUGAUGGUUAGUUUUUUUUUGUAUGGGGGUUUUGUGAAAAAUGUUUAUGGGUUUCUCUGAUUAUCCUUAAUGAAACAAAAAAAAUUCUAGUAUUCUGAAAAAAUAUUAAGGUUGUUUUCAACUCAAAUUUUUUAUGUGAAAUUUAUAAACAAUCUGGAAUUUUACAGUGUUUCAAACGAUUUUCCAAACACUGUUGGGACAUAGGAUAUUAGAGUUUCUAAUUUUUCUGAACAUUUUUUAAUUUUUUGUUUGUGUAAAUAUUUUUUCUCUAACACGAAAAGUUAGUAACUUAUUUAUUGAAACAAGUUUAAAAUACUAAUUCAAUCAUUUAUGAAGGAUAAUGUUGUCACGCUCAUUCGAAAAUCUAAUUAAUUUUUUGUCUAAUUUUAAAUCACCAAAAAAACGCUCAUAUGGUUUUCUAAAAAUAUUUUUUUACUAACUCUUGGGCUCUUGAUUUUUUCUGGACACAAUUCAGUGUUUUUAAACGGAGUAAGCAGAAGAACUUUUUUCUUUUUAAGGGCCAGCACAUGAUGUUCUUCAAAAAUGUUGAAAAUUUAAUUUAGAAAAAUGGCAGACUUCCUAUUAUCACUUUUUUGAUUUUUUCUCCGUUGAUUUUCAAAAUUGUUUCUUUCUUGGAUAUUCACUCAUGGUAUCAUCAAGCACAAUUUCUUUUUAUUAACUUUUUCAAUUAAUUUUGUCCUUCGAAAACCGUCUCCUCUCCAACCCAAUCAAUCUUGAAAGUCCAAAAAUCUAAUUUUUCUCAUUAGCUAUAAUUAGUGAUCUUUGAAAGCGCAUCGAGACUUUGUCUCGACUUUCCUCUCGCCAUCGCAGUCAGGUUUAGGUUCCUAUUUAAUUAUAAUCGGUUCAUAUAUUUUUAAUAACAUAGGUCAAGCUAAUUACACUUUCUAACCGGUUUACAUAGUUCACAUCGAAAAAAAACGAAAAAUGCUUGGCGUUAACCGGAAAAAUAUUUUCAGCAUGUUUAUCAAAUCAAGGUGGAUGUUCUGUAGCUUCUUAUCGAUAUAAUUCUGAUUGUCGACAACAAUUUGAUAGUCAAUCACAUAUUGGAAAUUAUGGGCAACAAUAUUCCAGCGGAUCUUAUAAUGGUAGAAAUUUUCUUUGAAAAAACUGAAAACUGAACACUGAUAAAUUGUUUAGGUUUUCUUGGAGCAAAUGUGAAAGCUCGUGCAUAUUCCGAACAUCGAAUAAAUUCCGAUUACGCUAAAAAAGAUACAGAUCUUCAAUGUUUAUCUGUCAAUAAUUGUAGUUGGCAAAAUACUGUUGAAGAUGAUUUGGAUUGGGUUCUUGGAGAAGGAAGAGUUGAUUCGAUGAAGCUUUCAUUGAUUACUGGAUCACAAUCACUUCCAGGAAAUUUCGGUGAAGUUUUUUCUAACAAAACUCUCAUAAUAAUUAUAAUUUUUGCAGAUCAAACAUUUUUUAUACUCGCUUCAAAUCCUCGACCUUCUUCACAAGAUGGACAUCUUGUUUCAAUGCCUAUUGGAUGUCAGAAGAAUCCAGGAAUUCUGAGUUUUCGAUUUUGGAGAAGUCGUGCGCGAACUCUUGGCUCUGAACCAAUUCUUGAUAUUUGCACAAGAAAAGUGUUGGCACAAGAGCUGGAAAAUUGUAUGGCUGUAAUCCCUACAGAUAAUCAUACUGUUAUAGCAAGUAUUCCACCAAUCAUCGAACCUUUUGUCAUAGUUCUACGUGGAUAUAAUUUCAUCAAUGAGCCUGAAGGAGGACUCAUUUUAUUGGACGAAAUUGAAUAUUUUUCUGAAGUUGAGCAACCGGAGAAAUGUGUUAUCCCAAUAAAAUCCACAGAAUUAGAACCAUUUGGGGAAUCUGAGGAUGAUGAGGAAGAAGAAGAAUAUGAAGUUACUGAUGAUGAAGUUCAGAAAAAUGUGAUUUCUGGAGACACACCACAAAACCCCGGAAAAAUUUUAUCGCACGAUGUAGUUCAACAAGCUGCUCCAACAUUAGUGAAUGCGUCAAGGGAAUUGAUUUUAGUUGAGAACAAUGAUUCAAAUAAUGAUCUUGAUGAGAAUGAUUGUCGGUAAGUUGUUCAAGAAUUCUGAGGAUUCUGAAAAAAACUAUAUUUCUUAGAACUCUUCAAUGUCUUAUGGAUGAACCGGAUGCUCAAUGUGAUUAUAAAAGAUCUGGAAUUGGCGCAAAGGGUGAAGGUUAUUUUGUUGGCUGGAAAAUUACAUCAAUAGUGAAUAACAAAGCUAAUAAGUUGACCGGAAUUCAUAUUACUCCGGGAAAAGAUACAGGUACUCACAAUCAGACAGUAUUUUUUCUCAAAAUUUCAUACAUAUUUUUCAGAUUCCUCAUUUCUUGUCGCUGAUUUCACUGGUUUUCGAAAAUAUCCCAAAGAAAAACCAGCAGAUCGUUAUGUUCUCGAAGCUCCAGAGUUUACGGUUAGCGACUCGCCUGAAACAUACCUCGGAUUCAAAAAAUAUUUAUACACAAAAGGAUUAUUUUUGUCAGUUUGUGAAGAUGGACAAGGAAAUCAUUGUUUUUGGAAUGUUUAUGCAAAUAGUUCGGAACCAUUUGCUAGAAAAUGGACAAAGGAAAUUGUUCGUUUGCCGCAAGAAUUGACUACGGUAAGAGAGAAGAAAAAAAGAAGAGUGUUAAUAUAAAAAUCAUAUUGAUAUUCAAAUUAGGAUUUCACGAUUAUGGUGGGAAGUUUUUUUUAAUGUAAAUGUGGGAAACAGCGAGAAAAUCGUUUUUGAAAAACGAGUUACAGAAAGUCUCUCUCAUAAUUAUACUGGGAAGAAAAAAAUCAAAGUUGUGAAAACACUUUUGAUUUUCUAAAUUUUCACACAGCCAUAGAAUUUUUAACCAGAUUUUCCACCUCGUUUUUUUCCUUUCGAAAUAAACAUUUCAUCGAAAAACUCAAUCAAUAUCCGAUAAUUAUUGCAGUUUUUCAUAAUUGCCUGGCAAAAUACAUCAAGCGUGCAGAAUUUUGGCCAAAUUGGAAUCACCGAAAUCGGCCUCUAUAUGGAUUCAAAAGCAACUCAACCUCUCUGUUAA